AUGGAGGUCCUGACACCUGUCCUGGGCCUGCUUCCGACGCAGACCCCUCGUGAUGCGAGUGGUCAGAAUCACCUCUGCCCUACCCGCACCCACAAGUCCCGCCCCAGCCCUGCCCCUCGCACCUGCCCUCUGCAGAAGAACGAGUACCUGCUCACAGUGGUGGCGGAGGAGAGGGACGCGCUACUGCUCGGCCUGCGGUACUCGUCCACCCAGCUGCACUUCCUGUUCCUCAGCGAGGACGCAGCCGGCGUCUGGCAGACCCGCGUGUCCUUUCGCAGCCCUGGCCUCAUGGACAGCCAGUGGCACACGCUGGUCCUGGCGGUGUCCGAAGGAUCCUUUUCCCUCGUCGUGGACUGUGGCCUCCCCGUGGACAUAAUGGCUGACGUGCCCUUCCCAGCCGCCCUGUCCAUACGCGGAGCCCGGUUCUUCGUUGGCAGCCGGAGGAGAACCAAAGGCUUGUUCACGGGUCUAGUGAGGCAGCUGGUCCUGCUGCCCGGCUCGGAUGCCACCCAGAGGCUGUGUCCCAGCAAGAACGCCCAGCUGGCUGAGCUGUCCGUCCCACAGGUGCUGCAGGGGAAGCCCGAUGACAAGGAGGUGCUCAAAUGUCCCCACGAAGCAGACAUGAAGGUGACGCUGGGGUCCCGGCCUCUGUGCACCAAGGCGCAGGAAGCCAAGUUCUGGUUCAACGCGGCCAGGAAGGAGCUGCACCUGUGUGUCGGCGGCCAGUGGGUCUCUGUGUUGGCAGGCAGAGCCACGCUGGACUACCUGGAGGAGCACCAGCGCCUGCCCACCGGCUCAGAGACGCUGGGGCUGGAGGUCUUCGGCAUCCCUGGGGUGGGGCUCUUUGUGGCCGCAGCCCACCGGAAAGCCACGUCCGCCAUCUACAAAUGGACGGACGGGAAGUUCGUCUCCUACCAGAGCAUCCGCACGCACCAAGCACAGUCCUGGAGGCACUUCACCAUCGGGAGAAAGAUCUUCCUGGCUGUGGCUAACUUUGGGCCAGAUGAAAAGGGUCAAGAGUUCUCGGUCAUUUACAAAUGGAGCCACAGAAAGCUGAAGUUCACCCCUUACCAGAGGAUUGCCACCCACAGCGCCCGGGACUGGGAGGCCUUCGAGGUGGACGGGGAACACUUCCUGGCAGUGGCCAACCACCGGGAAGGCAACAACCACAACAUCGACAGCGUCAUCUACAAGUGGAGCCCCCGCGCCCGGCUCUUCGAGGCCAACCAGACCAUCGCCACGUCGGGCGCCUACGACUGGGAGUUCUUCAGGGUGGGGCCCUACUCCUUCCUGGUGGUGGCCAACACCUUCAACGGCACCUCCACCAGGGUGCACUCCCACCUGUACAUCUGGCUGCUCGGCUCCUUCCGGCUCUUCCAGUCCUUCCUGACCUUCGGGGCUGCCGACUGGGAAGUCUUCCGCAUCCGGGACAGGGUCUUCCUGGCCGUUGCCAACAGCCACAGCUACGACGUGGAGACGCAGCCGCGAAAUGACUCCUACACCAUCAACUCCGUCAUCUACGAGCUGAACGUCACCGCACAGGCCUUCGUCAAGUUCCAGGACGUCCCCACCUGCAGCGCCCUGGACUGGGAGUUCUUCUCGGUGGGGGAGGAUCACUUCCUGGUGGUCGCCAACUCCUUCGAUGGAGACUCCUUCUCCGUGAACAGUAUUGUCUACAGGUGGCAGGGCUACGAGGGCUUCGUGGCUGUGCACAGCCUUCCCACCUUCGGCUGCCGGGACUGGGAGGCCUUCGACACCACGGCGGGCUCCUACCUCAUCUACUCCAGCGCCAAGGAGCCCCUCUCCAGGGUCCUGAGGCUGAGAACCAGCUGACCAGUGGGCGUGCAGAGCGGAGGUGGGCAGCCAGGCAGCUGGGCCUGGUGGCCGGCAAGACGUGGCCCUUCCUCGGUCCCCUUGGAGCACGGCUCUCCACCCUGGCCGGCAAGACGUGGCCCUUCCUCGGUCCCCUUGG
Molecule: messenger RNA, 1972 nt
Organism: Sciurus carolinensis (gray squirrel)
Lineage: Eukaryota; Metazoa; Chordata; Mammalia; Rodentia; Sciuridae
Gene: Tspear
Product: thrombospondin type laminin G domain and EAR repeats
Exons: 11
Coding region: 1-1833 (610 amino acids)
Biological process (GO): signal transduction
Source: RefSeq, a predicted model, not a curated record